AUGUCAGUCCGCGUACAUGCCAGGCAGGGCCCCGGCGUGACGCUGGGGCCGGGUGAGGACGCCAGUGUCGGUCAGAGCAUUGCUUCUUCUUCAGCCACAGAUGCACUGGAAUUGGGCGCGGAAUUCUUCCCCCAUCUCGAUAGCUUCGCAGCGCCGCGGCACCCCAGCACCGAAGAGGCCCUGGUGACCACAGGCCCAGCGCUUCUCCAGGCCGGAUCGCAGGCCUGA
Diaporthe citri is the source of this 228-nucleotide messenger RNA. RefSeq lists its product as uncharacterized. Bases 1 to 228 code for a protein of 75 amino acids. NCBI's taxonomy places the organism in Eukaryota, Fungi, Ascomycota, Sordariomycetes, Diaporthales, Diaporthaceae. The record is from RefSeq and is a predicted model, not a curated record. The transcript is spliced from 2 exons.